AGCCAAGUCUAGCCUGUGCGCUCGCACGAAUCCUACAUUUCCUAGCUAAUUGCCAACUGCAGAAGCCUAAUCGCGAAAGCAACGUCGCGACGUCGCGAAGAGCAGGUCUCCACUAGGGCUUAGCGAAGGGAGAUUAAGGGAAAUCAAGAGCAAACAUGGAAGAACACGGCCAGCAGAGACUUCGUUCUUGAACCUCCCUGUACAACCACGAAUUCCGCCUCCCUCCCGCGCUCUUCCUUGCAAGCCUUGCACGACAGUCAACGCUUCAAGAAGCAUCGCACUGAACUCCGCUUUAAGCUUCAAGAAGGCCUCCCUUUCAAGCCUUCAGCUUUCACUCACUGUCACACAAAAAACAGGGCCUCCCCCUACGCGUUUUCCGCUUCGUCACCCACACUUGGCUACCAAAUGAGAAGCCGCGCCUCGGCUUGGCACCAUACCGCUCGGUUGGGCUAGAAUUCGAUCCGAAGCGCCGUCCAGCAGGAGCAGCAGCGACCGUGACAGCAGCCGUAGCAGCAGCCGUAGCGUCAGCCGUGGCAGCAGCCGUAGCUUCAGCCGUAGCAGCAGCCGUAGCUGCAGCCGUAGCAGCGGCCGUAGCUGCAGCCGUAGCAGCAGACGUAGCUGCAGGAACUAGAUUGCCACAAGGGUUUCGAACAGGGGACACUGCGGGCUAGAGUUUCUCUAGGAGUUCGGGUCUCGGCGCCGCGUGAAAACAGGGAUUCCGACCGAUCAAGACGAGAGUGAGGGGGUUUCUAUCUGGCACAGGCUAUCUUUUCCCCUUGUGAAGGCCAGCCAGCACCAGAGCAUGAGGUCACCAGAGUAGAACCCCCGGCGUUUCCUUCGCCUCAAAACGCGCGCUCGGUUUUACAAGGCCAAGACCGCAGGGUCGCAGCGUCGCCGCGUCGUCGCAGCGUAGUCGCAGCGUCGUCGCCAUGGGGGACAAGGGCGCGACGCGCGGGUUCAUCACGACGAUCGCGCAGGGGCUGGCGGGGAAGUGGUUCCUCGUGGUGUCCACGGCGUCGCUGUCGUCCGGCGCCAUCUCGCCCUCCUUCAUCUCCUGGAACGAGUUCCAAGAAUGGUGGUGGCCGCAGCAACAUCAAAUCGUGGCCGUGGGGUACGGCUGCAACGUGUGGCGCGCGGCGUACGCGUCGCACGUGUUCUCGCUGCAGACGUGCAACUUCUUCCCGUCCUUCGACGCGGCAUCCAAGUACAUCGUGCGCCAGUCCGAGCAGGGCCUGCGCGUCACCGCGCUCGCGCAGGGCUCGGGGCAGUGGUUCGUGGUGAUGAGCAAGGGCGGCGCCAUGCCGGCCCUCUCUCAAGGGCUGGUUUGUUCGACGAGCCUGCCAGAUUUCAUCCGCACUUUCCAGAGGGGGUUCGAGGAGCACGACCGUGUGCCCACGUGUCUGGUGUACGGGGACGGCCGGUGGGUGGGCGUGUGGAGCGCCGUUAGGGACUCUGGCACUGGCACCAGUGGUGGCAGCAGCAGCGGUAUCAGCAGUGGGAUCAGCGGCGGGUUCAGCGGCUUGACCUCCCACCACAGCAGCAGCAACACCACCAGCAGCAGCAAUGGCGACAGUAGCGGCAACAGCAGCGGCAGCAGCAGCGGCAUCAGCAGCGGCAUCAGCAACGGCAUCAGCAACAUGCUUGGCAGCAUGGGGUUUGGCGGCAGUGUGUCUCAUGGCAGCGGCAACGGCCAUAUUUAUGGGAGCAGCAGCAGCAUACCUACACCACAUGUGGUGACUAGUCACCACACUAGUGGCGGCGGCAGCAGCAGCAGCAGUAGUAGCAGCGGCGGUGGUGGUGGUAGUGGUGGUGGGGGGGGUGGAGGGGGGGGGAGCUCGAGCCAGCAGAGCAGGUCGCUCAAGUUUGUGCUUGUGAAGCAGUCCUCUGAUAACGCCCUUGUGCUGAACGCGCUGGAGGAUUCGUACUCGAUAUUGGCUGUUGCGUCAUCGCCUACAGCCACACUUGUGGCCCUGAUUAAGCCGGCGCUCUACCGCAGCCAGGUGGUGUAUCACUGCGACGGCUCGGGCUCCUCCAACGGGUGGAUCGUGAACAACAUCAGCGACCGCACGCCGUGCUGGUACUCGCAGCUCACGCUGGACUCGCCCUCCCACUGCCACGACUUCGCCCUGCAGCGCACCGUCCUCGCUUCCUCCUCCGCUGCUGCCUUCCGCCGCCCCACGCCCCCGAGCCCAUCCGCGCAGGCGCCUGCGCUGGGGUUGAGUGGGAGCGGAGGGGCAGCAGGGAGUGGUGGUGGUUUGAGGGCGAGUUCUGGCGGUUCUAGUGGUGCUGGUGGGGGACUUGGAGGGGGUGGGAGGCAUUCUGGCAGCAGUGGCGGCGGUGGAAGCAGUGGUGGUGGUGGUGGUAUUGUGGGGGGUUUGUUUGGACGGUCGUCGUCAGCAGCACCGGCAGGGACGCUGACUGCAACUAUAGUCACGCGAGCCGGCAGUAGUGGGAACAGUGGGGGUGUAGUGGGUGGAGGAGGAGGCGAGGGGAGCGGGGUGGGAGGAAACAGAGUGAGUGUGGGAGGUCUGCAUAGCGGGGGGGGAGGAGGAGGAGGAGGAGGAGGAGGAGGAGGAGGAGGAGGAGGAGGAGGAGGAGGAGGAGGAGGAGGAGGAGGAGGAGGAGGAGGAGGAGGAGGAGGAGGAGGGGAAGAAGGGGGAGGGGUGGCAGCGAGUGUGUGUGUGCCUGUGGUGUCAAACAACCCCAGUCGGUCCCCUUCUCCUGAGUUUGGAUGGCUCGAGUCAACGAAAACAGGUGGAGGUGGGGGAAGCUGCGGUAGCAGCAUCGGCAGUGGCAGUGGCAGUGGCAGUUUGAAUGAGCAACAGCAACAGCAGCAACAUCAACACCAACACCAACUCCAACAGCAGCAGGGUGGUGUGUUGCCAGGGAGAGCAAUCACACCGACAAGACGAGCAGUGGGAGGAGCAGCAGCAGGAACAAUGGCAGGCACCACAGCAGGACCAGAAGGAGGAGGAGCACGGGGGGGAGAAGGAGCGGCAGCGGCAGGGCAGGGGUCAUUAGUAGCAGAGGCAGCAGUGGCACAGCAUAUGAUGGUGGGGGGGUUUGUUCACCCUCAGGUGAAGCCAGGGCCCUUUGCAGGACUCUGCAUCCUGCCAUAGAGACCCCGGCCCGCCCACCUCCAUCCUUCCUCCUAUCCUUAUCCCUCCUUCCUACCCUCAUAGUCUUUCCCACCUUGUGUGCGGGCAGCAGAGGGGCAGAGCAGCCGAGGAGCAAUGCCAAACACUUCUGUGGUUCCGGUGUUGCCAAGGCCUGUUGUUGCUGCGACUUGGCGAUUGGAUCAUGAUCACUGUGACACGCCACCAGGCAGCACCCGGCAGCAUCAGGGAGCAUCAGGCAGCACGGGGAGCACCAGAGAGCACCACACAGCUCCAGGCAGCACCAGGCAGUUUUGUGUGAACUACUGCAAGCUGAAUUGAGCACCGGCAAUAACAUGCACUAUCAAGAAGAUGCUGUGUCCCCAGAAAUACAUUAAACCCUUGUGAACGAGACAUCCCACAUGGGAGAUUUACCGUACCAUCGAAGGCAUGUCCAGAGCAAGAUUUCCCAUCAGAAAUGUGUAAGCAAGAACAAGGGACCUAUAUAAGGUGCUUACCGUUGAGAUAUGAGCAUAGCACCUACCUGAAAGGAAAUGGUAUUUCCUUAUGAUGGAUUUUAUGCAGUAA
Molecule: messenger RNA, 3683 nt
Organism: Closterium sp. NIES-67
Lineage: Eukaryota; Viridiplantae; Streptophyta; Zygnematophyceae; Desmidiales; Closteriaceae
Source: the annotation of a GenBank genome assembly